This is a messenger RNA of Trichophyton rubrum CBS 118892, 735 nucleotides long. RefSeq lists its product as uncharacterized. The transcript is spliced from 4 exons. The record is from RefSeq and is a predicted model, not a curated record. Gene Ontology annotation, cellular component: RNA polymerase II transcription regulator complex. Gene Ontology annotation, molecular function: DNA-binding transcription activator activity, RNA polymerase II-specific; transcription cis-regulatory region binding. NCBI's taxonomy places the organism in Eukaryota, Fungi, Ascomycota, Eurotiomycetes, Onygenales, Arthrodermataceae. Bases 1 to 735 code for a protein of 244 amino acids.
AUGGCCUCAGGCGCACCGCAGGCCAGUCCCGACGCUAAUAGCGUGCCCACCGGCAUCGAUCCAGGGCCUCCAAUUGUUCCCAUCAAGAAGCCGUCGUUGGCGAAUUUACCAUUUAUCAGAAACUUCAGUGACCCGCUAAAGAAGUUACCUAACGAUGGACAGCAAGGACAGCCGAAGCGUCGUGGUCCUAAGCCAGAUAGCAAGCCAGCCCAGACUAGAAGACAGGAAUUGAACAGACAAGCACAAAGGACACACCGCGAGCGCAAGGAACAGUAUAUCCGGGCCCUAGAGGUGGAAAUAACCCGCCUGAGAGAGGGUUAUGCCACUGAUAUCGAAGGCGCAAACGUGUCCAUCAUGCAGCAGAAACAAGCUCUAGAGGAGCUGAGAGACGAGAAUCGAAUGCUAAAGGAGAUCCUUGCAUCUCACGGAAUCAACUUCGAGGCUGAAUUGGAGAAACGCGGCGCUCCCGUCCAGAGUACCCCGCAGGAGAGUAGCUAUGGAGGCAGCGUCGCACCUUCACUCUCUCAAACAGCCCCUGAUAUAGGCAACAUGAACUACCUAGGUACUCCAGAGGCCUCCAUCUCCGGUCGAAGCCCUGGAACCACUACAUCGGAAAUGGCGCAGCUGCCGGCCGUUGGGUCCAAUAACCCAUACUUUGAAUCGGCAAUUCCUGUGCCCGCUACGGGUAAUGCUUUAUCAUCUAGUGACAUUGGUGGCGGAUCUGCCUUGUCUUGA